CCCCCCCCCCAGCUUCUUCCCUCAGCGCUGCCGCGGGGCCGAGCCGCCUCGGGCAGUGCCUUGAGGGACCGCCGAGGGGCCGCCGGGGCCCCGCCGUUACCUCGGGAGCAGCGGGGAAAGAAUGUCAGAGCCUGAACCUUCAGAAUCUGUGAUGGAGGGGCAACGCAGAAGGGUAUAGCCAACAUCUUUCACACAAGAAUUACGAGUGAUCGAGGCCAAGAAAACAUUAAAUGAGGUGAAAGGUCUAGGCUAGAGGGCAUCUUGAGCAAGUCUAAUGAAGUCAUGGUUGCUUCAGUGGCCGCGUUCCCAAAGGAUUUUGCUGUGUCUGUCACUGCGUCUCUCUGUUCCUCCACACCAGGCACCCGCCGUAGCCCUGCUCCUGGCAGCAGCCCCGUAGCGUGUAGCAUCCCCGUGUCAAAACAAAGACAUGUGAAAGGGGAUUUAUCUCACCCAACGCUCCUAACAGACAUUUACCUGUGGGCUGGUCGUGCCUGACUGCCUCUAUUGUCAGCGGAGAGCAGCAGGAGCUUGCGAGGCACGAUUUAGCCCAACUGAGUGUGAAUUCCUAAUGCCUGCUAAAAAUGCCAAUUUCUCUGUGACUUAAAAAGGGGUCCUAAGGUGGUUAACUCACAAGUGGACACCCACAAGUUAAAUAUCCCCGUUUGAUCAAUGAGCUCUACCCACACAGCUCCCAUUCCUUUGGUGCAGGCUGUACAUUAGAGGUUUCUCUGCUGGCUUUGGGCUAUCCCUUCACGCACCCUCUAAUUAGGCCUGUAUCUAGGGCUACGGCAAAUUACCCGAAGUGGUUUAGCUUAUCCCAAGACUGACAACCACCCAGGCCCUGCUGCAGGAGCACCUGGGGCUGCACCGCAGGUAGGAAGCAUGCCACCCCGCAGCUCUGGCACGAAAUAAACCCUGCCAGGAGACACACAUCCCAUUUCGCGUGUCAGCUGUCUGUCAAACGAAAAAAGAAACCCCAAAAGAUCUCUGACGGAUUUCUGCACCGAGGGUCAGAGCCGGAUGACUGAUCCACGUGGGAGGUCUUCUCUGCUCUUCUGUACCUGAGGAAACUUCGUCUGCGCAAAGUCUUGAUGUCUGUGUUGUGUUGACUUUGACAGAGCUACACUGGCACCGAGGAAUGUUUGCAUCCCAUCCCAAGGCAGCUGCUGGCCCUGACCCCCCAUGGCUUUGGGGGUUUGCGAGGUGCCUCAGAAACCCAUUUCGGGUUCACAGCCCCAGUGGUGCCCAGCGGCUGAACAUCACAUCUCCUUGGGCCAGCCCUGGCAUCCACACGGCCACUCAGCCAGCCAGCAAGCUGAACGUCCUGCAGAUUAACCCUACGGAAGGGAGAACAAGGAGGGAGGAUUGCUCCGAGACCGCACAGCCAAAGAAGCACAAGUGUCAGCACAGGGGAGAGAGCGAGGGCGUGCGGCCGGCUGGGGGAGCUGCCUUCUGGCAGGAGCCCAGGGUGACAGGGUGGCUCCAGAGACCACAGGACAGCAGGUCGCUUCGUGUCAGAAAUCCUGUCUUCCAAAAACGACAAAAUGCUGCCUCGCCCUUCACUUCUCUGGUAUUUUGUUUAUCCUGCUGUGGACACCGGCAGAUCUUAUCCCAUCCUUUGCAGCUAUUUUUAACCUGGACGUGUUCUGUGAUUUGUUUCACGCACAGCACUGAAAUGGCACAGCUGAGGGAGCAAGUAAACCCUCGAUCUGUCUGCUCACACCUUCAUGCCAGACCAGCCUCUCAGAGCCAAGGAUCUGCACUGCUCCCAGAAACCUUCCAGACUUCUCCCUGCGCUCAGCCUCUCACCGUGUUGCGUGUUGACCAAGGACAUCAUCUGCCUUUCUGCAGCAGAGGACCCAUCAGCAAAGCCCAGCUUUGCCAGGAAAAGCUGCAUCCCUGUGAGGACCUCUCUGCUGCUGUAACACAGCGAAGCUUUGAUCACUUUCUGCCAGGGAAGGCUGCUUUGCAAGGAGAGAGGCAGGACACAGGAGUCAAUGCUUAUAACCAGGAUCGUGAUGCAUUGGACUCUGAACAAGGAACAAAACAUGCAUGCUCCAAGGAGUUUUGACUGUAAGAAAUAACGGGUGGAUAUAGGCAGGCAGUGGUACUAGGAGCAGGGGUAGCACUGUAGGGCUGCAGCACUGCAGAUGGAUGGCUUGUCAGAAGCUCUGGCCAGUGCUGUCGUGAUGAGUUUAUUCUGCGCAUAGGUUCUCCUUGGCUUGGCAGGGGACAUCCAGAGGAUGGAAGGAGCUAGCAAACUUUACAAAUUUUGGAGCGUGGAGUUGCUAAUCUCUGGCUAAGGAUACCCAAGGGCCAGAGAGACCAAUUGUUUCAGACAGCCAGAGGAUGCUUCAUGGUCCCACUGUUAGCAGAAAGGGAGGUCGCUGAAGUGCCUGUGGAGUGGUGUGCAUGGGUACGCUGUGGUGGAAGCAGCGAUAGAGUCCCUACAGCCAAGAACCUCAAAUGAACAGAAGCUGCUCCAAGGAGGCAAGGUCUGGGUUAGCUGACGACAAGCAGAAAUCCCUGACACUGCAGCAAUUGCCUCCUGCCAUGGGAUCUCUCUUCUUCGACCAUUUACCUCUGAGUGAAGGAACUGGACUGUCAACACUCAUGGCCAGACCGUGUUCACAGGACUGCCAGACACGUUUCCCAGGCAGAGAGGGUGUUGGAGGAGGGCACAACGUGCUGCUUCUGGCCAUGGAAGGGGGAAGCAACAUGCAGGAGGGGCUCAGAUUUCUUAACCUUUACUGUUAGU
Messenger RNA from Cygnus atratus (black swan), 2758 nucleotides. RefSeq lists its product as uncharacterized. The coding region runs from base 1139 to 2071 and encodes 310 amino acids. The transcript is spliced from 10 exons. Lineage: Eukaryota; Metazoa; Chordata; Aves; Anseriformes; Anatidae. The record is from RefSeq and is a predicted model, not a curated record.